This is a messenger RNA of Pipistrellus nathusii (Nathusius's pipistrelle), 1869 nucleotides long. The record is from the annotation of a GenBank genome assembly. NCBI's taxonomy places the organism in Eukaryota, Metazoa, Chordata, Mammalia, Chiroptera, Vespertilionidae.
AUGGAGCCCCCGGGCGCCCGGGCCCCGCGGCUGCUGCUGCUGGCGCUGCUGCUGGGCGCGCGCCCAGGUGUCCAGGCAGCGAUGCAGGUGUCCGUGGCCCCGCUGGUGGAGGUGAUGCGAGGCGAGACGGUCACCCUGGACUGCACCCCUUUGGGGGACUAUAGCCAGUACCAGCUGAAGUGGUUCCUGGCCGACCGCUCCGGGACCCGCCACCUCCUGGCCGAGGCCCAGGUGCAGGGCCCCGAGGUGCAGGCCAGGGUGCAUGCCGCCCGGGGCCGCAGUCCCCCGUACCAGCUGCAGGGCCAGGGCCACCUGGUGCUGGCGGAGGCCCAGGUGAAGGACGAGCGGGACUACGUGUGCGUGGUGACCGCGGGGGCGGCGGGCACCGCCGAGGCCACCACCAAGCUGCAGGUGUUCGCAAAGCCAGAGACCACCGACGUCUCCCCCAACCUGGGCACGCUGUCUGUGAUGGAUGACUCUGCCCAGGAGAUCGCCACCUGCCACAGCCGCAACGGGAACCCCGCCCCCCAGAUCAAGUGGUACCGGAACGGGCAGCCCCUGAAGGUGCCCAUGGAGGUGAACUCAAACAGCUACAUGACCAGCCGCACCGUGCGGGAGGCCUCGGGCCUGCAGUCUCUCACCAGCACCCUCUACCUGCGGGUGCACAAGGAGGACCGGGACGCCCGCUUCCACUGCUCCGCGCACUACAGGCUGCCCCGUGGCCAGCACGGCCACCUGGACAGCCAGGCCUUCGGCCUCACCCUGCACUAUCCCACGGAGCACGUGCAGUUCUGGGUGGACAGCGCGACCACCACGGAGGGCUGGGUGCGCGAGGGCGACUCCGUCCAGCUCGUCUGCCGCGGGGACGGCAACCCCACGCCCGAGUUCACGUUUUACCGCCUGCAGGGCCAGGAGGAGAAAACCCUGAGCACCAACCUGCACGGGAACUUCACGCUGGAGGCCGUGCAGCGGAACCAGAGCGGCACCUACGGCUGCCGGGCGCUGGACUACGACGCGGCCGAGGAGGCCGAGCUCUCCCAGACGCUGGGGCUGCGCGUGGCCUACCUGGACCCCAUCGAGCUCAGCAGCGAGGAUGAGCUCGCCUUACCCCUGGACAGCAGCGUAACCGUGACCUGCUCCGUGCAAGGCCUGCCCGCCCCGGCUCUGCGCUGGACCAAGGAUGCGGCCCCCCUGGCGGACGGCCCCACGCUCUCGCUCAGCUCCAUCACCUUCAGUUCCACCGGCACCUACGUGUGCGAGGCCUACACGCCCACGGUCCCCCUCCUCAGCCGCACCCGGGCCCUCAAGCUGCUGGUUGAAGGGGUCCCCGACUUAAAGCCGGAGAAUAUCCACCCGCAGUCCGGGGACAGCUGGAGAGAAGGAGACGAAGUGAGGCUGGUCUGCUCUGCCCGGGGCUACCCAGAGCCCAAGUUCCUCUGGAGCGAAAAGGGCGAGAGUUCCACAGAGCCGGUGCCCGGGGGCCAGGGCUGGGUGAGCAGCUCCCUGACCCUGAAGCUGACCAACGCCAUGAGCCAGCGCGGCGUCUCCUGUGAGGCCUCCAACGCCCACGGGAGCGCCCAGCACGUCUUCCACUUCGGCCCCCUGGCCCCCCAGACUUCCCAGGCCGGCGUCGCCGUCAUGGCCGUGGCCGUCAGCGUGGGCCUCCUGCUCCUCGUCGUCGCCGCCUUCUACUGCAUGAGACGCAAGGGGCGCCCCGGCUGCUGCCGGAAGGGGGAGAAGCGGGCUCCGCCCGGGGAGCCAGACCUGAGCCACUCAGGGUCCCCGCGGCCCGAGCAGACAGGCCUUCUCAUGGGAGGCGCCUCCGGAGGAGCCCGGCGUGGCAGCGGGGGCUUCGGAGACGAGUGCUAA